AGACCAUCGUUCAGUUCCGAGAAGAAGAAAGUAACAAAACACGGAAGUUCUCGUUGUUUUAGUAACAUGUCCGUAUUGUUUUUACUCUUUACGUCUUCAGUAAAAACCUAUAAGAACUAUGAAGCAAUUUAGGUAAAAAAAAAACAAGCAAACAAACAAAAAAAAAUAAAAAAACAAAACGCUUAUUUAAUUAUACGGAGUAAUGUUCAGCAGGUCGUAUCAGCUGCUCUCCCAAAGGGACGCCACUGCCCCGAGGACCCCGGGUUUAUUUGUGGACUCUGACAGCUUUACUAAGCCCAGCUACCAAAAAGGGUUUUCGUUUGACUACAUCCCAAAUGUCUCUGCAAACGAUUUUACUGAUACCUCCCAAGGAUGGCUGUCUUGGAUUUGCAACUUGAUUGUCAUCUGCCUGGUUUACAUCUGCACCUUUAUAACAUUUCCAGUAACAGGAUGGUUUGUACUGAAGACGGUGCCGAACUACGAGAGGAUAGUAGUGUUCCGUCUGGGUCGAAUUUGUCCUCCAAAGGGUCCUGGUAUUGUUCUUGUCCUGCCCCUCAUUGACCAGUGGCAGAGAGUAGACCUGCGGACCCGUGCUUUCAACAUACCUCCUUGCCAGGUGACUACUCGCGAUGGUGGUAUGUUGUCAGUUGGAGCGGACAUCCAGUUCAGGAUCUGGAACCCAGUCAUGUCAGUGGUGUCAGUCCAGGACCUAAAUGCCUCCACCAGGAUGACAGCACAAAAUGCUUUGACCCACAGCCUGGCCAAGAAGACUGUCAGGGAAAUCCAAACUGAGAGAGUGAAACUAGGAGAAUAUCUUGGGAUGGACAUAAAUGAGAUGACUCGUCCUUGGGGGCUUGAAGUGGAUAGAGUAGAACUUACCCUUGGUUCUCUACUAAAAAACCCAGAGGAAGGCCAGGCUGCAUCCCUCAUUGUGCCUCCUUCUGUACCUGGACUGGAAGGCCUCACUGGUCCCAUUCAGCAACUGGCCAUGCAUUUUCUAAGCCAGAGUAGUACUUCGCAUUCUCACCACAACGACAGCGUAACAUUUACAGAUGAGCUCCACAGUGGUCGUGAGUCUGUCAACACCACACUAAGUUGUGUUGAGGAGCUGCUCAGUGAUGUCCAGAUGCUGCUCUCUGAAUCUUUGGUCCACCAGGUUGGAGCAAGUUUCCAAUUUGAAGUCAGCUCAGCAGAUGGACAGCAACGCAAAUACUAUUUGGAUUUGAAGCAAGGCAGCGGUACAGCUGGAUCAGGGUCCUUGAGUCGAGAGCCAGAUGUGACUCUGAGCAUGAGUGACUGCGACCUCCUGGCCAUGUUCCGGGGUGGGCUGCAACCAUUUGCAGCUUACACCAGUGGCAGACUGAAAAUCAAGGGAGACAUCAAGACAGCGAUGAAACUGGAAGAACUCAUAAAGCUACUUAAAAAACAAAAUUCUCAGUGAAACUGUGUUGCUUAUAUUUACUCUGUAAUUUAAACUGUGAGUUUCAAGUUGUGUGUGUGUGUGUUGUGAUUACAGGUUUUAUAAACUCA
Molecule: messenger RNA, 1530 nt
Organism: Melanotaenia boesemani (Boeseman's rainbowfish)
Lineage: Eukaryota; Metazoa; Chordata; Actinopteri; Atheriniformes; Melanotaeniidae
Gene: stoml1
Product: stomatin (EPB72)-like 1
Exons: 7
Coding region: 203-1441 (412 amino acids)
Cellular component (GO): plasma membrane
Source: RefSeq, a predicted model, not a curated record